Molecule: messenger RNA, 945 nt
Organism: Helobdella robusta
Lineage: Eukaryota; Metazoa; Annelida; Clitellata; Rhynchobdellida; Glossiphoniidae
Exons: 8
Coding region: 1-945 (314 amino acids)
Biological process (GO): mitochondrion organization
Cellular component (GO): SAM complex
Source: RefSeq, a predicted model, not a curated record
AUGGAAUUAUCAGUUUGGGGAAAGCAUUGGGGCCUGCCGUCGAUUGACACUGACUGCCUAAUCACACUAGCUUAUUGCCAGUUUUCCGACAUCCCCUCAUUGACAGUGCAUGACAUAUCAAGCAAAUGGACCUCAUCAAUACAUUGUUUUCCUGUUUUAACUCAGAAAAACACCAUUGUGAAAGGUAGUGAUAGAAUAAUUGAAUUCCUUAAAGAUCAGAAAUAUGAUUGUGACUCACACUUGAAAACAACAAACCAGUCAGAUUGUUUGGCUUACACAUCACUGAUCAAUAAAAAACUCAUGCCUGCUGUUGAGCAUUUAUUCUGGACUCACACGCAAAAUUACUUGGACAUCACUAGACCAUCCUGGGGCUCCAAACUUCCAUUUCCACUUUCACUAAUUUUACCAAUUAGUGAACGAAACAGGAUACAGCACAGACAUGAAAAUGAUUGUUCUCUAAAAAAUCUCACAGAGGCAGCUAGAAAUUUACAAAUAAUUAACAAUGCUAAAGAAUGCUUGAAUAUUCUGUCGUCCAAGCUGGGAGAUAAAUCAUACAUCUUUGGCGAAAAACCAUCAUCAUUGGAUGCCCUAAUUUUUGGAUUGCUGGCCCCAAUGAAUUUCAUUGGUGCCCUGCCAACCAAUAGCUUGCUUGUUCAUCUCAGAUGUUGUACUAACCUCACUAGAUUCUGUCAGAGGGUGAUUGAUAACUACUUUCCUGAGAGUAGGGAUGAAUUGAUGAGAAUAAAAAAUGAAGAAUCAGAAAAAAUGAAAGAGAAAAUGAAAGAGACAAUAGAACUUGGAGAAUUUCCACAUAAAAGAAAGCAGCUAUUAAUAGCAUCAAUUGUUGUUAUUGGAUCAAUGUUAAUUUAUGCAAUUGCAAUGGGAAUUAUUCAUGUGGAAGUUGUUCAUGAUGAGAACAGAAUUCCUAUCGAAGCAACGGAUUGA